This is a messenger RNA of Amphimedon queenslandica, 697 nucleotides long. RefSeq names its product SUMO-conjugating enzyme UBC9-B. The transcript is spliced from 7 exons. The record is from RefSeq and is a predicted model, not a curated record. Lineage: Eukaryota; Metazoa; Porifera; Demospongiae; Haplosclerida; Niphatidae. The coding region runs from base 90 to 566 and encodes 158 amino acids.
UUUCGAUUUCAUAAUGGGCUUAAAUAGAUACACACAGGAGGCGAGAUCAGCAUUCAACCAUCCACCAUCAACAUUCAACCGUCCUUUCAAUGUCUGGAAUAGCUUUAGGAAGACUCACAGAAGAAAGAAAAGCAUGGAGAAAAGACCAUCCUUUUGGAUUUAUUGCUAAACCUGUCAAAAACCCUGAUGGCACAUUGAACCUAAUGACAUGGGAAUGUGGUAUCCCUGGAAAGAAGAAUACUCCAUGGGACGGUGGUUUAUAUCGUUUAAGACUAGUAUUUAAAGACGAUUAUCCGACUUCGCCUCCAAAAUGUAAAUUUGAACCUCCUAUAUUUCAUCCAAACGUUUAUCCAUCUGGUACUGUCUGUCUUUCACUUCUUGACGAAGACAAAGACUGGAGACCAGCUGUGACCAUAAAACAAAUCCUUUUAGGAAUACAAGACCUCUUGGAUGACCCAAAUAUCAAGGAUCCAGCGCAAGCCGAAGCUUACUCAAUUUACUGUCAUAAUAGAGCAGAGUACGAGAAGAGAGUUAGAUCCCAGGCGCAACGAUACGCCGUCAAAUAGAUCUCUAUUCUUUAUACAACCAUCUCCCAUGUACUUUAUGUCCUGACUUGAUUCUAUCUUUAUUCGUGUACUUUGUGUGUGUUUUCUUUAAUAAUUUGAAGGAAUCAUUCAGCAUUUGUGUUGCAACAUAA